AAUAACUAAACCAACCGUUAUCCUCUUUCCUUCCCUGAUGUGUGAAGAGUGAAGAAGCUCUUUAUCCACCAAGUAGUUUUGAUGUUCACGUUUGAAUUCUUCAAUUUUUGCUUUGAGGAGCUGAAAGAUGUGGGCUUACUAUGUUAAUCAUGUCCUCCCCCGCCGUCUUCUGCAAAACCUUUAUCUUUGUUAACCCCAAGCUCAGGCUGCUCAGCCGCAACUCCUUCAUUCUGCACAGAAAUUGGUCGACGGCACUGGUGGUUGAUACAAGGCGGUGGAGGUCUGCCGCUGCGGGGCACAUUCCAAAUGCUGGUGGCAAAAGGAAAAAGAAAAGGACUUGGUGGCAAACAUUCUUUUUCGACGAAGACGGGAAUUGGCUUGGUUUGAAGGAGGACGACAUGCUGACGGCGGAGGAGGAGGACUUGGAUGGAUCCUCCGCAGCCGCCGCCAUGGAAAAAGGUGAAGAAGCCGAGAAAUUUGAGGCGUGGAAGACAAGGGCAGAAGCAAUCGUGGAGCUGAGGGAAGCACAGCAGGAUUUGACCAACGAGGAGAACCGCAAGUGGGAGGAUUGGCUUGUGGAUUCUAAUUCUAAAUCUACUUCCUUCUGGGAAGCAUCUGUACAGUCGGAUCCUGCUCAAGAAAGGGGAUUGCUUUACUCUCUCAGCAAUUUCGUCCUCGGAAAGGAAGAAGAUGAUGAUGAGGACAUGCUUUAUGAAGACCGUGUUUUUCGCUAUGCCUCACUCAAUUCGGCUAAAUUUUUGGCAGUAUUAAUAAUCAUACCCUGGACCUUGGAUUUUGUGGUUCACGACUAUGUUCUGAUGCCCUUUUUAGACAGAUAUGUGAAGACCGUACCACUUGCAGCACAGUUGCUUGAUGUCAGAAGAAAUCAAAAGCUUCAAAUGAUUGAUGAAUUAAAAAUGGAGAGAGCAAGAUUUCAUCUUGAGAUGGAGAUUGGUAAAUCUCCACCGCUUUCUGAUGACGAGGUUUGGUGGGAGUUGCGGCAUAAAGCAUUAGAGCUGAGAGAUGAAUGGAGAUUAGAGAAUCGUAAAGCAUUUGCCAACAUAUGGUCAGAUAUGAUAUUCGGGAUCUCAUUAUUCAUUCUUUUAUACAGCAAUCAGAGUAAAGUAGCAUUGGUGAAGUUUACUGGUUAUAAGAUAAUAAAUAAUAUUUCAGAUACCGGGAAGGCAUUUCUAAUUAUACUUAUCACAGACAUUUUUUUAGGGUAUCAUUCUGAGUCUGGUUGGCAAACAUUGUCAGAAAUUUUUGUUGAGCAUUAUGGGCUUGAGGUUGAUCAGUCUGCUGUAACCAUUUUCAUUUGCCUAAUUCCAGUUAUCAUGGAUGCAUGUGUCAAACUAUGGCUGUUUAAAUUCCUUCCAAGAUUAUCCCCAAAGGUGACAAACAUAUUCCAGGAAAUGAAGCGUCACUAGUAAAAUUCUUUAUCUGGAUUAUCUCUGGCAUCUUAAGAGAAUUCGGAGCAAGGUAGCAUGUACCAGUAAGAUUACUUUUUUUUUUUUUUUUUUUUUUCCCUCCUGUCCUUGAUUUAUCGUAUAUACAGGUUUUGGACAUUGUAGUUGUUGGGAUAUCAUUCAUUCAUACCUAUAAAUGAUAAAUGUGGUAUAAAAACAGCUGAAGAUGUUGAUACAUAGUACGUACAAUCAAAUCUACAUAUUUGCUUCAGUUUUGAAAUUUGUAUAUGUUAGUAACUGGCAUGCGGAGCAAGGCUCGGGCCAAGCAGAAUAGGAGAGAAUUCAACUCAACAGUUGUCUACUUCAAUCUACAAGGAAGGAAUUGCUUGUAGAUUGAAUUCAACUAAUACAAAAGCAAUUCUUGUAUUUUGGGAUUGUUGUGAAACAGACCAGGAUUUUGCUUUCAAUACUUUUACUUCCAUCCUGUAAGGGAAGGACCAUUUUACCUUUAUGAAAAGAAAGCUUAAUUAUUUCGUUUUCGAGAAUGCUCACUCUCACUGGGUCAGGUCAGGUUAGUUCAGGUCAGUUCAGGAAGCCAGUUGGGCCUUCAAUGACUAAAAUGGCAUGCUUAAUCAAGGCCAUUCACCAAACCACGUCAAAUGUCAGGCAGGGAUGCUGCAAACGCGACAUUCACCGACCACGUCAAAAGAUCAGGCCUUGCUUUUGCACUCAUUGUUGAAGAGCCUUCGUGAAGAGGAAUUCAUCCGUCCGCUAGGAGUGGGCAGAUGUAAGGUACUCAACGGGACAUGAACAAGAAAUAAAUUGAAGGAAAGAAAGAGAGCCUUCUAUCUCGGCAAGUAAACUCUAUCCGUAACUAAGGAGAUGCGGAUUCCUUGCCCAAACAACUGAGUAUGGUGUGGGUUGGGCGAAUGUAUCAGCGUAAGUUGUUGAUGGAUGUAUAUUUGCGCCCAGCCAGUCAACUAGUAGACUCCCAAGUGCGGAUCACGUGCCCCAUGAAGCCACACGCACACGAGUAAUACAUCUCCAAGCCCUACCUACCAUCGCCCCACAUUCUAUAUAUUGGGUUAUCUCCGAAUCCGAGCCCUACCCACCACGUAUCCCCCCAUUUUUUUGUGAGAGAAAUGACAGACCAAUGUAUAUGACAUGUCGAAAUGUUUCAAAUGUUGGGCUAAUGAUUAGUUAAAAUAAGAGAUUAUAUUCUUUUUUUUCUUUUUUAACAAA
This is a messenger RNA of Pyrus x bretschneideri (Chinese white pear), 2648 nucleotides long. Its product is annotated as chloroplast envelope membrane protein. The transcript is spliced from 7 exons. The coding region runs from base 141 to 1427 and encodes 428 amino acids. NCBI's taxonomy places the organism in Eukaryota, Viridiplantae, Streptophyta, Magnoliopsida, Rosales, Rosaceae. Gene Ontology annotation, cellular component: membrane. The record is from RefSeq and is a predicted model, not a curated record.